AUGAAUAACAUUAACUUGCAAUCGUGUGUCGGCCGCUUGGAGCGGAUCACGGUCACAUUGGAGAAGAUGGGAGGAUCAGCUGUGAAGGGGAAAACGGACUUGGAAAGUUUGAUCAACCGAUUGGAGAAGGUGAUGCCGAAUUUACGUUCGGGUUCAGAAGAGAAGGCUCUCGACGAUGCAUUAGGCGAAAUCAAUAGAUUCAUGUCUCCUACAAGUACUCCGUCGACCGCACCGAGCGACCCCUUCUUCUCUCGCGGCCCAGUGCCAUAUAGUGAAUUUGCAAAACGUGGGGGUGGGGAAACUAGUAUGAGGAUGUUCUCUUCGAACCACGUUUCUGAGCACCAGAGUUCUAGUUCAGGACGUGGUCCACCAAGUUUUUACUCACGCACUAAAACAGAGGAGUACUUUGAUGGAAAUAGAGAAGGGGACAAGAAUUUUUACAAGCUUGAGGAAGAGGUGAAUGCCGAUGGGCCUCAAACGGGACGAAUUCACGAGAAAUCUAGCGAAGUUCAAGGCUCGCCGCCUCCUCCAGAAUCACGCAGCUUUUUGUUGAAUCAAUGGAAAGGACCACGGCGGUGGUCGGAGACAGGAUUCAGUCAUCAAAAUAACGUCAUGUUGAGUUCAUGCGUGCUCGAGCCACAUUCCCCGUCCAGUAACGGAAGCGUCGGAAAUGCGUCCACGUACUCAGGCUUGAGCCAUUCCUCAGGACUCAGCCAUGCCUCCGAAUAUGACAACAUUGUGCAAGGGUCGCUGGCGAGAUAUUUAUCUUUAUCAAACACUAUCGGUGGUGACGUGGCAACGCACGCGCAAAUGGUUGCACGAGCUUUUAGCAUCCAGAAGAAGUUUCUGGAUGUGGCGUCUCGAUGCAAGCAGCCAUCGGACGUGAAUCUUCAAAAAUUGCUCACUGGUACUUCGGAAGCAAUCAUGGAAAUUCAAGGCUUUAGGGAGAAGCAUCGUUCUUCGCCAUUAUUCAAUCAUUUGUCGGCUUUGUCCGAAGGAAUCCCUGCAUUGGGAUGGGUUGCCGUGUCACCUACCCCUGGUCCGCAUGUCAAGGAAAUGGCGGACUCCGCUCAGUUUUAUACAAACCGGGUCCUGAAGGAUUGGAAGGAGAAGGAUAAGACCCAUGCGGAAUGGGUCAAAGCUUUGUUGGAGAUCUUCGCGGACCUGCAAACGUACAUCAAGCAACAUCACACGACCGGAUUAGUGUGGAACAAUCGUUCGGGAAGUGAGCCUUCCGCUGCGGAUUUCGCUGCGUGUGGAUCUGUGCCGUCUAAUGCGAGCGUUGGUCCUAGUGGUGGUGGUGGUGGUGGAGGUGGUGGGGGACUGAAGAAAGUGACCGCUGACAUGCAGACUCACAAGAAUCCUGAAUUGAGAACAGCAAAUACCGUUCCGACCAAAAGCACACCACAGCCUGUCGCGCCUGCAGCUGGACCAGGAAGUAGAAUUGGCGCGGAUCCGACGAAAUCGCCGAAUAUGGAACUCGUCAAUGGAAAAAAGUGGAUGGUGGAGCAUCAGAACGGGAAUGAAGGAUUGGUCAUCAACGUCACAGCUAUUAAUCAAGCUGUGUACAUUUUCCGGUGCACGAACACUGUGGUGCAGGUGAAAGGGAAAUUGUCUUCUGUGGUGAUGGACUCUUGCAAGAAAACCGCGGUUGUGUUUGAUACACUUGUUGGUCCUGCGGAGUUCGUCAAUUGCCAAAGCUGCAAAUUGCAGAUCACUGAUACUGUUCCUAUCGUGUCGAUUGAUAAUUGCGACGGUAUACAAAUGUUUUUGUCUGCUGCUGCCAAGGAUGCAGUGAAGAUUGUGACUUCCAAAUCGUCGGAGAUGAACGUGAUGGUUCCAAAACGAGAUGGCGAUUUUGUGGAAUAUCCAAUUCCAGAACAAUUUUCGACGACCGUUACAGCCGACGGUUUGACGACCGUCGUCGCUGACAGCACUGGUUGA
This is a messenger RNA of Notodromas monacha, 1944 nucleotides long. NCBI's taxonomy places the organism in Eukaryota, Metazoa, Arthropoda, Ostracoda, Podocopida, Cyprididae. The record is from the annotation of a GenBank genome assembly.